Molecule: messenger RNA, 1100 nt
Organism: Paramecium tetraurelia
Lineage: Eukaryota; Ciliophora; Oligohymenophorea; Peniculida; Parameciidae
Exons: 5
Source: RefSeq, a predicted model, not a curated record
AUGAAAGCUAUCCUCAUAUUGGGAUUGUUAGUUUUUGGAAUUACUGCAGUUGAAUUAGAAGCAGGAGUGCCAAUCUUACUAAAAGAGAUCAAAGCAAUCAAGACUGAUCAUACUGAUUUCACAUUUUUAUUAGAUUUAGAACUCAGCCAAGGAGGCAAGGUUUCUGAAGUAGUUGCUUUGGUUGGUGAUUUGUUAGAGUAAAUGAAGAGAGAUCAAUUAAAUGAUGAUCUUGAAUAUGCUCAUAGAACAACUACCCUUGGAUUGGAUAUCGAAUGGCUUGUUAUAGUUUUAAGAAACCUCACAAAGGAGAGACAGGAUAAAAAUAAUUAAUUAAGUGAAGUCAAUCAAGUUCUAGUUGGAUUAUAAUAGUAAUUGGAUGCACUUACAGAAUAAUUGAAUAUAUUGAAUGGAAAGGAAGAGCAACUCAGAUAAACAAGAGCUGAAGAAGCCGCCUCAUAUUAGACUAGAUAGGAGAACAAUGGCAAAGUGUUGGCAGCUUUAAAUGAAAUAAUUCCAAAAUUAUAAGUUGCAGUGUUUGAUCAAGAAGGAAAAUCGUUAUUAUAAACAGAAUAAUUCGAAAUUGUCGAAAAGAUCAAGAGAGAAUUGGGUCACAAUCACCCAAUUGCAAUCAUGGUUUCAUUGACAACAAAAUUCGAUGUUUCAACAGUCAAAAGAAUCAUAGACAAAUUGGAACAUAUCAGAAAUGCAGUAAUUUCCUUGAUGUAAUAGGAAGACGAACAAGAGACUUAAAGUUAGAUCACAUUCUAAACCUAAAUUCAGGAGGUUGCUGAAUUAAGAGAGAAAUUCUCCAAAGACUUUGAAGUCACCUCACAACUAAUCAAGAAGAGAACCAACGAUAAAGUUCUUUUAGAGAAAAGAUUGACUAUAAUUAAUAGAGAUUUGAGUUUGACUGAACAAUUACUUAUUUAGACCAGAGAGUACAAAGAAUAAUACGAUGCUGCCUAUGCUGUCAGAAAAGGAAAAAGAAUUUCUGAAAUCAAAACAGUGUAAUAGGCUUACGAUUUGGUGGAGAAUCAUGCUAGGAAACACAAGUGAUGAUUUAUAAUAAGAUAUAUUUUACAAUAUGUUGAUUAUGAAUA